This is a messenger RNA of Alternaria arborescens, 1038 nucleotides long. RefSeq lists its product as hypothetical. Gene Ontology annotation, cellular component: extracellular region. Gene Ontology annotation, molecular function: chitinase activity; chitin binding. The coding region runs from base 1 to 1038 and encodes 345 amino acids. The transcript is spliced from 2 exons. Gene Ontology annotation, biological process: chitin catabolic process; carbohydrate metabolic process. NCBI's taxonomy places the organism in Eukaryota, Fungi, Ascomycota, Dothideomycetes, Pleosporales, Pleosporaceae. The record is from RefSeq and is a predicted model, not a curated record.
AUGCGCUCAGAUACUUUCAACAUCCCAGAUCAGCAUGACUGGCCACUCUUCACUAGUAUCGACGAGGUUCGACCCAAGUUUCCUGCAGGUACCAUCAUCCAAGUUGCAAUCGGCGGAUGGGGAGACACAGAUGGUUUCUCAAAAGCAGCCAAGACUGAAGAAAGCCGGAAGCUAUUUGCUAGCAAUGUGAAAGCAAUGCUUGACGCGACGGGCGCUGAUGGUAUUGACGUAGAUUGGGAGUAUCCAGGCGGCAACGGCGAAGACUACAAAACACCUGGUCACCUCAACACUGACAAAGCCUGGGAAAUUGGUGCGUAUCCUAAACUUCUCACCGAAAUCCGUUCUGCCAUAGGCCCAGAGAAAACCAUCUCAGCAGCUGUCCCGGGGCUACCACGCGACAUGCUCGCUUUCACCCCUGUUAACAUCCCCGCCAUCAUGGAGGCAGUUGACUACCUAAACAUCAUGACAUAUGACCUGUUCAACCGUCGCGAUAACGUGACAAAGCAUCAUACCGGUAUUCAGAACUCUCUUGAAGCCAUCGACACGUACCUCGAUGCCGGAGUACCACCCGAGAAAGCAAAUCUUGGGUUGGCAUUCUAUAUCAAAUGGUACAAGACGGCUGCCAACUCAACGUGCAAUACCAACCCCAUCGGCUGCGCGACCGAGCUCAUGGAAGACCCCGUUACAGGCGCCGAUCUAGGUAAAGCUGGUGCGUUCUCGUGGCAUGAUGAAGUUCCGGAAGAGCUCUCCGCAUCGUACGAACGUGCGAUGCGGAAGGGUGUCUAUGAUAAGGUUGGUGGCGGACAGUAUUAUUGGGAUGCUGAAGAGAACUUGUUCUGGACUUGGGAUACGCCUGAGGCUAUCAAGCGGAAAGUGCAUGUCAUCAUGAAAGAUAAGGGCCUCGGAGGGGUUUUCGCCUGGGGGCUAGGUGAGGAUGCACCAGCAUUUGAGCAUUUGAAGGCAAGUAAUAAGGCGGUACGGGCGUUGGGAAAAGGAGAUAGCGAGAGAGAAGCUCGUGGUGAAAGGAGUGAGCUGUAG